UGCGGCUCCACGCGGGGACGGUCUCUCGUGCUGCAGGGCUGGUGGUAGUUUUGCAGGGUGCAGAUGUUAAUGGUGUUUUUAAUGCACAGGAUCAUGCACGGUGUGUAAAUGCGGUCGCUGUUCGGGGACUGAAAACAGACACCAGCGUGCCAGAUGGCGGACCAACACGAGCCGGACCCGGACCCGGACCGGAGCGAUGCGAGGUGCGGCGCUACAUCACGCCAGAGCGAAACCGAUCCGUCCCCGGAGCAGCAGACCUGCCGCUCUGCCCCGGCCCUGGAGACCCCCUCCUCCUGUGUGCACAGCGCCCCCUCUGGCGAGGGCAGCUCCCUGCUCCUCUCCCUGCCCUGGGAGGUGCUGCUCCACGUCACCUCCUACCUGCCGGCUCGCAUCGUGGUGGACGUGCUGCCUCAGGUGUGUCGCUUGCUCAGGGCUCUGGCCUCAGACCGGCUCACCUGGAAAGUGCGGGCUCAGAGGAGGCUCCACCCAGCUGGGGGCGGGACCUUCCCCCUCCUCGAAACCCCGGACUUCGAUUGGCCCGCAGCCUGCCUGGAGCUCGAGGAGCACCUCUCCCAUUGGUCGGACGAGGGCGGAGGGGCGGAGCGCUUCUCACUGACCGAGGGACACUUCGCCUCCGUGGAGUCUGUGUUGUUGUUAAAUGGGGGCACUGUCUGCGCCUCGGGGUCCCGGGACAGGAACGUGGUGCUGUGGGACCUGAGGAGGCUGGGGGAGGCGGAGGGGGAGGGGGGCGCCCAGAUUUCCACCCUGCUUGGUAACCAGCGCUACAGCACUCACCGGGGCUGGGUGUGGUGCCUGGCUGCCCGGGGGAGUCUGCUCUGCUCGGGCUCCUUCGACAGCACCAUCAAGACGUGGGACCUGGGGGCCUGUGGGGCCCCCCUGUCUGAGAUCAGGGGACGGGAUGCAGUGCUCUGCCUGUCCUGCCUCUCUGAUGUGGUGGUGGCGGGCUCCUUUGAUAAGAGGGUCUCGGUGUACGAUCCUCGCUGUGCCGAGCCGCUGCUGCAGAGCCUGGAGCUGCACGCCAGAGCGGUCCUGACCCUGAGCGCAGACGAGAGGCACAUCGUCUCGGGCAGCGAGGACCGCAGCCUGGCCGUGUUCGACCGGAGGGCAGGCAAGCUGCUGCAGAGGAUGCAGCUCAGCUCGUACCUGCUGUCUCUGUGUCCGCAGCCUCCCUUCCUCUGGGCGGGUGAUAACCAGGGUGAGCUGCACGCUCUGCGCUGGCAGGACGGGCUCCUCUCCCCCCUCGCCAGGUUCGAUGUGGGGCACCGAGCGCUGCUCACUGGGGUGCAGGUCUCGCUGGGGACCCUGUACACCUGCGCCACCGACAAGACCCUCAAGGUGCAUGUCCCCUCGGACCCCCCGAAGACCCUCUGCACCGUCCAGCACCAAGAGGUCUUCAAUGGGAUCAGUGUGGAGGGUGGGGUGCUGGCAGCUGCAUCGGGAGACAUGUCUGUUGAAAUCUGGAAGAUGAAGAAAUCUCCCUGAAUUGAGCCCUGUGCAUUUCACAGCCCCUUUACCCCCAAAAUAAACCCAUAACAACAUGACUAGUACUUCAGUGUUUUCAAACGGGGUUCAGGGUUUGAAAAACGAUUUCUAUAGUCCUUGACACGGUCUGCAUGCACACCAAACCAGAUUGAGAAGACCCAGGGGGUCGUCUGGAACCGGGUUUUAGGCUAAACUGGGUCACGGCAAUCCGGACUCGCCAGCCCUGUUGGUUCUAGAACACGGUUCUUCCAAUACAGGCAGCGCCCCCGAUACUUGUCCCUAGCCUGGGGUUCUGGAGCGUGAAGCAGAGACAGGUGAAGCGUGUGGACGAGGAUUCGUGAAGGCUUGCUUUCUGAAAGUGUCCCCACCCCCCUCGUCAUGGAGACGUGUUUCUGCUUCGUCCCCACGGGGAAGUCCACGUCCAAACGGAGAGCUUCGUUCACAGGAUGUGCAGGGCAGGGCUGCGCCCUCUUGAUUGAUUGAUUGAUCAGUUGUGUGUGUGUAAUAAUAAUAAUAAUAAUAAUAAUAAUAAUAAUAAUAAA
Molecule: messenger RNA, 2045 nt
Organism: Acipenser ruthenus (sterlet)
Lineage: Eukaryota; Metazoa; Chordata; Actinopteri; Acipenseriformes; Acipenseridae
Product: F-box/WD repeat-containing protein 9-like
Exons: 7
Coding region: 154-1503 (449 amino acids)
Cellular component (GO): preribosome, large subunit precursor
Molecular function (GO): protein binding
Source: RefSeq, a predicted model, not a curated record